GUCGAUACAUUAUCUCAAUUGAAUGAAAUGGAGAAGGAAGCCAUGAAAGUAUAUAUAGUAAUAGAGGAAAGUGAAAAGGAGGAAUUAAAAAGGAAAAAGAAGGAAAAACAAGCAAAGGAAAAGAAAACCAACUUGUCUACGCAUGAAGUAGUGUUGAAACCAGGAAUCUGA
Dentiscutata heterogama is the source of this 171-nucleotide messenger RNA. The record is from the annotation of a GenBank genome assembly. NCBI's taxonomy places the organism in Eukaryota, Fungi, Glomeromycota, Glomeromycetes, Diversisporales, Gigasporaceae.